Guillardia theta CCMP2712 is the source of this 498-nucleotide messenger RNA. RefSeq lists its product as hypothetical. The record is from RefSeq and is a predicted model, not a curated record. The coding region runs from base 1 to 498 and encodes 165 amino acids. The transcript has a single exon. Lineage: Eukaryota; Cryptophyceae; Pyrenomonadales; Geminigeraceae.
AUGCUCAUCUGCGGCAUCGCCAACCCGACGGGGGAGGGCGAGGGCUACAACGGGCUGCACCUCAAGGAUAGCGAGAUCGACGAGAUCAUCGCAGGGCGGGAGAUGGUCGGCCUGCCGGUCAAGAUCGAGCACAAGGGGGUGGGCAUCGGGAGCGUCGUCUCCGCCUUCAAGGACCGGGAGGGGCGCCUGAACUGCGUCAUGGAGCUCAGCCCGGACGAGGUGGAGGGCGCCAUCGCACAGGAGUGGGUGCGAGACAGGACCGCCAGCGAGCUGUCGCUCGGGUAUGUCGUGGACAUCAACCAAUCGGGAAGGGGGGAAGGGGAGCGCCUCCGCGCGGGAAAGAAGAAGGUCCUCGAGGUGAGCAUCGUCAGGAAGGGCGCCAGACAGGGGUGCAAGAUCUACGGCGGGGAUGCCCCGCAUUCAAAUCAGUCCAAUGCCUUCCCCGUGCCCUCCAGCGCGGAGAUCCUCAAGGACUGGGGCGUGGCGUUCGAGCUGUGA